This is a messenger RNA of Lachnellula hyalina, 687 nucleotides long. RefSeq names its product Glutathione S-transferase (gene hpm2). Gene Ontology annotation, molecular function: glutathione binding; glutathione transferase activity. Gene Ontology annotation, cellular component: cytoplasm. Lineage: Eukaryota; Fungi; Ascomycota; Leotiomycetes; Helotiales; Lachnaceae. The transcript has 4 exons. The record is from RefSeq and is a predicted model, not a curated record. Bases 1 to 687 code for a protein of 228 amino acids.
AUGCCUCUCAAAAUCUACGGCAUCCGCGAGUCCACCUGCACAUCGCGCGUCCUCACCGUCCUGGCCGAAAAGGGAGUUACGGACUACGAGUUCAUCACCAUGGGGCGGGCUGACAUGAAGGCACCUGAGCAUUUGGCGAGACAGCCGUUUGGAAAGAUUCCUGCUAUUGAUGAUGAUGGCUUUGUGCUGUCUGAGAGUAGGGCUAUUUGCAAAUAUCUCGCCAAAAAGUACGCCGGCCAGGGCACGAAGCUGAUUCCAGAUGACGAUGAUUUGAAAGGCUACGGGCUAUUCGAGCAAGCUUGUUCGUACGAAGCUUCCUAUUUCAACCAUCCAGCCGAAAGCAUCGGCUUCGAGAAACUGUUUAAAGGCGCUCACGGCAAGGGUCCAGCCGACGAAGAGCUAGUAGCGCAGUACAAGAGCCAGCUCGAAGACACUCUCAAGAUCUACGAUGUGAUUCUCGCAAAACACGCGUAUCUAGCUGGAGACCAAGUGUCGCUCGCCGAUUUAUUCCAUCUCCCGUAUGGAGCAUUGGCCAAGGAAGUCGGGUUCCAGACGCUUUUCGAUCCGUAUCCGAAUGUGAAGAGGUGGUUUGAAAGUCUUGAGGCUAGGGAGAGCUGGAAAAGUGUCCCGAGUAUUAUGGCAUUUUUUAAGAGGCUGAGAGAGGCGAAAGAGGAGGCUAAGGAGUAG